Acaulospora colombiana is the source of this 1554-nucleotide messenger RNA. Lineage: Eukaryota; Fungi; Glomeromycota; Glomeromycetes; Diversisporales; Acaulosporaceae. The record is from the annotation of a GenBank genome assembly.
AUGGCGCAGUAUUCAUUAUUAUUGACUAUUCACAUCUUCUUUCUUCUAACCGUCACCAACACCGUAAUCACCGAUGAAUCAGUUAAUGAUAGCGCCGCUGUCACCUUAGACACGAGCGCAUCUCCCACCGAUUCCCCUUCUUCAAUUUUAUUGCCUGCCUUCAUAACUACAUCUUACGACGAUUUUUCUAGUACUUUGUUACCUGAUGGUCAAACAUCAUCCCAAUCCUCCUCCAUGCCGUCACAACCUUCCUCCUCUUUCUUCCCGCUCCCAACCGACCCCUCGGAAACGUUUCCCGGCCAACUCCUUGGCGGACCUGAGGAUACGAACGAUUUUCGUCUAGCCAUCGCCGUCACCUACUUGAUGAUCAUUCUCAGUGCGUUAUUAGGUUUGUCUUCAUUCGUAUCACGUGACACGACCGACGUGCAACAGUUCACAGAAUUACUGGUGGUUAUUUAUUUUAUAAUCGAAUGUGAAGAACACAUCUUCAAUCCUUUGACAUUACACCUAUCGUGUUUUAUCGAGCUUUUUCUCAACGUUAACUGUGAUCCUACUAACAGAACACUUCUUGAUGCGGCAAGAAAUGGCAAUGGUCAUGGAUCAAGUGGUUCCUAUAUCAGGGAGUUCCGAAGUUUCUUUAGGCGGAGUUCUGGUUUCAGCAUCCGAAGUUUCAAUCUUCGAAACUUUGGAAGGAGCGGUAACGCAAACAAUCGAAGAUGGAGAGUAAACAAUGGAUUCGUGUCGGAAUAUUCGUUACAGGUUUACGCUCUGACCAAAAUAUUUCAGGUGAGUGACAAUCGAAUUGCCAAGAACUUUCUUAGUUCUUCUUUCUGUUUACACCAUCUUCUCUCUGUUCCUUUUUCACCGUUGUCCACCAAAAAGGAUUAUAUUCCGGUGGAAUGGGUGACGACGAGUGGCUUGCCAUCGAUCAAGAAUGUGAACCCACCACCACCAUCACCCUGUUACCACCAGGACGAACGACCUUCAUCUCCUUUGACCUUGCAACUGCAAGACGGUGGUAAUGGUGGUGGUGCCGGUGUCGGCAAUUUCGAAUCCAUUCAACAUCCCCGGGAGGUUCACAUCGACAAUCGUCACAGUUACCGAGAUCAGAAAAAAUUUAAUUCUCUCCAUUUAGACUCACACUCUCGUCAUCAGCACGAGUCCCAACUUCUUGGAAGUAGCCCGCACAAUCGUCGCAAUUCACAAAAACUUCUUAUUCAAGAAGUCGUGAUUAAUAUUCUUAAUAAUGGAAAUAAUGUUAAUCCCGGUUGUGUGAAUUUUAAUAACAUUGAGAAUAGUCAUGGUAACAAUGGUAAUGCUAAUGGUGGUGACGUUGGCCGAAAUAGUAAUAUCAGUACUGACACGGCAAAUCGGAAUACCGCCUACGAGAGUUUUCUGUCGCUAUCCAUCGAUACUUCGGAGAUGACAAUAUUUGAUUACAAGAUCAGUGAGUUAACCAAGUUCAACGAUGGUGACGAUCUUGAGGUUGAAAAUUUAGAGACAAGGGAUGAGCACGAAGGUGAAGAGUGGAAGGACGUCAUGGAAGAACUUUAA